CAACCCAGUGAGAGGUGUCCGCCACUAGCGGUGCUUCACACCAUAACGUCCACCGGAAUUGCCUUCAAAUCGGAGUCGUUACAACAUCAGGACUCGCUGCUUUCGGUUUUGCAUGCCACAUGUCUCAGAGAUAACAAGAAAGAAUGAAUUCUGAUAGAUUCAGUCUUCAUGAAAAUUUCUCUGUUCCAGACCGGACUCACUGAAGAAAGACUGAACUUUGGACAAAAUGAUACUCAUGACACUGGAAAAAUUUACUGUGAAUUUUGAUUAUUUUUAGUGCAUUUUGAAGAAUUACAGGAUCUUGGAACUGCAGCUUUGGCGCUUACCAGGAAAGUUUUGAUCUCUGAAGCGUAUCCUCUUAGAAAGAAUGUCCUAGGGAAUUAUUAAGCUAAUUAAUGAAAUUAAUUCUUUCUUUGUUAACACUUGUGAUGGUUUUGAUGCACCAAAGACAUGCUUUUUGUCACAUAUGAUGAUUUUUACGUUUAAAUUUGGGCAUCAGAUAAAACGAGUGUUGAACGUUAGUUCUAUUGGAACCUAUAGAAGUAUGUUUAAACAUAUUCAGUUUCAGACAGGAUAAUUCUUUUCUGUUAAUCCAUAAUGAAGGGCAGCACACGCAUAAAGGAGACUGACAUAUAUCCAAAUGGAAAAUUUUAUUUCAUUUAUUUUAUUAUUUUUUUUAUAUGUAAAUAUAAACUUUAUACAUAAAAAAAAAAAAAAUGUUUUUGUUUUUUUUCGUAAAAAAUUGUACUGUGAGUACUAAGUUUUUCUUGAAUUUUGUUUUGAUAUUGCCUCUAGAAUUGUUUUUUCAGAUUGAAAUUUUAGGCUUUUAAGUAACUGGUUAUUGCCGUUAUAGGUUAUCGAAGAAUCCUUCUUGAUAUAUGUUUUGUGGAAUCUGUAAGUUUUAUAUAUCCAUCAUGCUACAGGAACUGAAAGUUUGACAUAAUGCCAAGUGGCAUUUCAUCAUUAAACUGUUUUAAAUAUAGUCAGCUAUCCCAUCCAAUCAAUUCCCGCCAUGGCAUCUUCAGUAACUGGAACUGGUGGGAUUUUUUGGUCAAAGUAGCAUUAUUCUUUAUAUAUUCUUUGCUCUCAGAAAGACUUAUCUUCUUCAUUUGUUUUGUCCUUUUUCCUUCACCUCUACAUUCUACUUAAAGAGUAGUGUUUUUAUUUGAGUUCCACUUCUCAUUGUUAAUAAAUGUAUUUGUAGACAGCAGUUAUGACACUUGGAGGAGAGGAGCUUCAUUUAGUUGCCAUGCAUUCUCGGAAGUACGAAGGACAGGUCCCUUGCUUUUGGGGGUUCAAUGUAGCAUCAGGACUUUACAAUUCUUGCCUUGUCAUGCUGAAUCUUAGAUGCCUUGGCAUAGUAUUUGAUCUUGAUGAAACACUAAUAGUUGCAAACACAAUGCGGUCAUUUGAGGAUAGAAUAGAAGCUUUGCUGCGAAAAAUAAAUUCUGAAUCUGAUCCACAACGUGUUGCCGGUAUGAUGGCUGAGUUUAAACGUUAUCAAGAUGACAAAGGUAUUCUGAAGCAAUAUGCUGAAAAAGAUCAGGUAGUCGACAAUGGGAAGGUGAUUAAAUCUCAGUCUGAAGUGGUUCCAGCUUUGUCAAACAAUCUUCAACCUACUGUUCGACCCCUUAUACGUCUGCAAGAUAAAAACAUUAUUCUCACACGCAUUAAUCCUCUGAUACGUGAUACCAGUGUCCUUGUUAGGUUGAGGCCUGCUUGGGAGGAUCUUAGAAGCUACUUAACUGCUACUGGUCGGAAACGAUUUGAGGUUUUUGUUUGCACAAUGGCCGAAAGAGAUUAUGCUUUAGAAAUGUGGAGGCUUCUUGAUCCAGAAUCGAAUUUGAUAGACUCCAAAGAGCUGUUGGACCGUAUUGUUUGUGUCAAGGCUGGCUGUAGGAAAUCACUUUUCAAUGUUUUCCAAGUUGGAAAUUGCCAUCCUAAGAUGACAUUAGUGGUUGAUGAUCGUUUAAAAGUGUGGGACGAGAAAGAUCAGCCACGAGUGCACGUUGUUCCUGCAUUUGCUCCAUAUUAUGCCCCUCAAGCUGAAGCCAAUAACACAAUCCCUAUUCUGUGUGUUGCAAGAAAUGUAGCUUGCAAUGUUAGAGGACGUUUUUUCAAGGAAUUUGAUGAAGUUCUCUUGCAACGAAUGUCUGGAGUUGCAUAUGAAGAUGAUAUUAAAGAAGUUCCUUCUCCGCCAGAUGUGAGCAACUAUUUGAUUUCGGAGGACAAUCCUUCUGUUUCUAAUGGAAAUAAAGAUUCGAUUGGUUUUGAUGGUAUGGCGGAUGCUGAGGUGGAAAGGAGGCUACUGAAGGAUGCAAGUUCAGCUUCUUCAACUGCCCCUUUGACAAUGGCACGUGUAGAUCCAAGAAUUGCUUCACCUCUCCAGAGUAGUGUACCAUCUUCUUCUUUCUCAGUUCCACCAACAACGAUGGAAGGGCCAGCUUCGUCUUUUCCCAAUCAGCAAUUACCUCAACUGACGACGCUACUCAAACCGCCAUUAGCUCAACGUGGCAAAGCAGAAACAACAUUGCAAAACUCUCCUGCAAGGGAAGAGGGCGAGGUACCAGAAUCUGAAUUAGAUCCUGAUACUAGGAGGAGACUACUCAUUUUGCAACAUGGUCAAGACAGUAGAGACCAUGCAUCAGUUGAACCUCAAUUUCCUGCUCAACCACCCAUGCAAGUAUCAGUGCCAAGGGUUCCGGCAUGUGGGUGGUUUCCCAUUGAAGAAGAGAUGAGUCCAAGGCAACUGAACCGUGUGAUACCACCUAAGGAAAUUCCUUCAAUUCCCGAGUCUAUUCCUAUCGAUGAGCACCGGCCUCAUCAUUUACCAUUUAUCCAUACGGUGGAGAGUUCAGUCCCACCCGGUAGAGUUCUUGAAAGCCAAAGUUUGCCCAAGGAGGCACUGCCAAGGGAGGAACCAUUAAAGUUAAACCGGUCACUGCCUAAUUUUUACUCCUUGUCUGGUGAGGAUGCUCCCAUAGCUCAACCAUCUUCAGGAAACAAGGAUCUUGACCUUGAAGCUGGGCAAAUAGAUCCAUACCCAGAAACACCUGCAGGAGCUUUACAGGAUAUUGCAUACAAGUGUGGAACAAAGGUGGAGUUCAGGCAAGUACUCGUCUCAAGCAUGGAACUACAAUUCUCUGUAGAGGUUUUAUUUGCAGGUGAGAAAAUUGGUGAAGGAAUUGCUAGCACAAGAAGGGAAGCCCAGCAUGAGGCUGCUAAGGGAUCUCUUAUGACCUUGGCUGAUAAAUAUUUGUCGCGUAAGCCUGAUUCCAGUUCCAUGGCUGCAGAUGGGAGUAGAUUUGCUAAUUCGAAUGAUAAUGGUUUUAUUCGUGAUGCCUACCCUAUUGGAUAUCAGCCAUUGCCUAAGGAGGAGACUACAUCUUUUUCAAUUGCAUCAGAGUCACCCAGGAUUCUGGACCCUAGACUGGAGGCUUCAAAGAAGUCUAUGGGUUCAAUCACGGAGCUUAAAGAACUGGGCCUUGGUGUUGCAUUCCAAACUCAACCUCAGUUUUCAGCAAAUCCAGGCCAGAAAAAUGAAGUAUAUGCACAGGUUGAAAUUGAUGGACAGGUAUUAGGCAAGGGGAUUGGACUAACAUGGGAUGAAGCUAAGACACAGGCUGCUGAAAAGGGUCUUGGAACCUUGAGAUCCAUGCCCAAUCAGUUUCCCUACAAACGCCAGGAUUCUCCAUGGUUGGAGAAGAAAUGUCAGAGCUUCAGCUUCCAUCUUAAGUUUGUUUUACAAUGCGGGCUUUCAUGUUGGACAAUGCGGAAAAUGAGUCUCUUUUGUCUAUACUUCUCCAUUCUCCAAAAUCUCCUUAAGUCAUUGCAGGGGAUGUCAAACAAAAGAUUUAAAUCAGAGUUUUCUCGAUCUUUUCAGCGAAUGCCAUCGUCUGCAAGAUAUCCCAAAAAUGCUUCUCCAAUGCUAUGAAACGCAAAUCCAUUUUCCUACUUGGUAGAGCCCAUAGUUUUUGUUUCCUUACAUUUUGAAGCCUGUAAAUUGAAGGCAGCCAAAAUUAGGGUUCUGCCGGUUAACUUGUGGUUGCCUCUUGAGACUCAUUAGUGUUUGGAGAGAGACUUUUUAAAGCCUGAGAAGAUGCUUGCCCUUCUCCCUCUGUUCGGUUAAACAAUGUACAUUUGUGGAAUAUCAUGGAUUGUUGCACAGUUAUGUUGGCCCGAAAUGCAAAUCCUGGCCUGUAAAAAAAAAAAAAAAAAAAAAAAAAAAAGGAAGCUGGGGAUGAUGACAUCUGUCCAUGAUUUUAGCAAAGGGCUUGGUGUUUAGCCUGGGAUUUCAUUAAGCUUCCUCCUGAGUUUACACAUAACGGGUCCAGUUGACUGGCUUCUUGUGGUUUUUUUUUUUUUUUCACUGAACUCUGACAGAGAUCAAAUUUUGGUGAAUAUGGGUCAGAGUUUUUUGAGUUUGAACUACAGAUGAAUACAGUUUUCCCUUUGAUACUUGGCUAGCUGAUGAAAGUGGUCUUUUUAUUGUCAAGUAUGCUUUACACAUUUGUAGGCAACCUCGUCUCUAGCAGAAUCUUUUCUUGGAUUGAAAGAAUUUAGUGGAAUGCAAGAGAAUAAAAACCAAAGAGAAUUGACACCUA
Molecule: messenger RNA, 4604 nt
Organism: Olea europaea var. sylvestris
Lineage: Eukaryota; Viridiplantae; Streptophyta; Magnoliopsida; Lamiales; Oleaceae
Product: RNA polymerase II C-terminal domain phosphatase-like 1
Exons: 18
Coding region: 1214-3934 (906 amino acids)
Molecular function (GO): RNA polymerase II CTD heptapeptide repeat phosphatase activity
Source: RefSeq, a predicted model, not a curated record